Penicillium arizonense is the source of this 759-nucleotide messenger RNA. RefSeq lists its product as uncharacterized. Bases 1 to 759 code for a protein of 252 amino acids. The record is from RefSeq and is a predicted model, not a curated record. The transcript is spliced from 3 exons. NCBI's taxonomy places the organism in Eukaryota, Fungi, Ascomycota, Eurotiomycetes, Eurotiales, Aspergillaceae.
AUGACAUCUGAGCGUUUCAUCUCUCGAGCACUACCGAUAAAAGACCUACUGCUGCCCCCAGAAGCUGCCGGACAGCAAGGAUUGACCGCUGUGCGACCAGAACCUGCAGACGCAUCCACCACAAUCCGGAACGCGGAUCCUGAAGAGGAGAAGCCAGCUCCUUCCGCGAAUGCGAAGAAAAUUCCCUUCGAAUGGGACAACUCCGGUUCAAAGGCCGCAGCAAGUAGGCGGAAGGAUCAGGCUCGGGCAUCACAAAGGCGUCGUAAUCGAAUCAAGCAGAACAAGAGCUUAAUGGCAGAUGUCGAUGCGUACUCGAGCGAGGUUGGCAAGCUGUCGGACUUGGUGUUGCAGCAAAGAGCUCAAUUGCUUAUCCUGAAUGAAUUCAAGGAACUGGUGUUGGCUAAGCAGACGGAGCGUGCCCUGGCAGUUCUGGGUGGUCGUCCACAGCCACUACUGUUGGUUUCUAAUACAUACAGGUCCAUAAAACACUUUGUCAGAUACUGUGGCAACUACGUUGUUUCAGUACCGUGGAAUGACCCGUGCAUGGACUUCGAAGUAUAUUACAAGGACGGAACAGCAGGGCAGGUGCGAUGGCGAGUAACGAUGCCAUUAAAAUUGCAGGCCACGAGGUAUCUCGACGUCCAGGAGGAUUCGCAAAAAGCCGAGCUUGCUAAGGGGCUGUUGCCUACGGCAGAAUGGACGUUUUUCGAAAGUCUGAACAUCACCAAGACGAAUUCUAUGCUCUUGGAGUUUGAAUAG